AUGGCGCAACGAAAGCUACAGCAAGAGAUUGACAAGGUGCGCGACGCAAUGCGCAAACGAAUGACACAGCUGUUGACUUGCGACAGNACGUUCAAACGAGUGGCCGAAGGUGUGCAGGCAUUUGAGGGCAUCUACGACAAGCUACAACAAUCGACGAAUCCCUCGCAGAAGGAGAAGCUCGAGGACAACCUGAAAAAGGAAAUCAAGAAGCUACAAAGGUCGCGAGACCAGAUCAAAGCAUGGGCCGCCCAAAAUGAUAUCAAGGACAAGAAACCAUUGCUGGAUCAGCGCAAGCUGAUCGAGACGGUAUUGAGAGCUAUCCUGAAAUACUCAUGGUUGCCGCUAACGCAUGCCAAANNGCAAAUGGAAAAGUUCAAGGCCGUCGANAAGGAAAUGAAGACAAAAGCCUUCUCCAAAGAAGGACUAUCAGCCGCCGCAAAGCUCGAUCCGAAAGAGAAAGAGAAAUUGGAGAUAUGCGACUUCUUGGGGAACAUGGUCGAAGAGCUGGAAAGACAGAUUGAGGUCACAGAAGCCGAGGCAGAAACGCUACAGGCGAAUAUGAANAAGGGCAAGAAGGACACAGCCAAGGCCGACCGGAUAGCAGAGCUGGAACGAAUGGCCGAGCGACAUAAAUGGCACCAAGGGAAGCUCGAGCUAUUACUACGAUCACUGGAGAACGGUGGCGUGGAUACCGACCAAGUCAAGGACAUUGAAGAAGGAAUCAGAUACUAUGUCGAGAACAACCAGGAGGUCGACUUUAUGGAAGACGACACCAUCUACGACGACUUGAAUCUCGAUGCCGACGAGCAGAUGUUUGGCCUGCAGAACGACGAUGAUCGUGUGUCAUCACAGGACAACCAAUCACAACACGACGAUACCCCCGACCAGCCAGAGCCGGCCACGAAGGUUGCACAGUCGACACCGGCGAAGCUCACCAAACAGUCCUCGGUCGAUAUCCCCAGCGCCCAACCGAGGCGGCCGUCCAUACAGCUCAAGUCGCCUUUACCUGCCUUGGCCACGUUGCAUGCCUCAACACCGAGUAGCGUAAAUGGCAGCGCGCCGCCGGGCAUGAAGCCCGCUCCCCUGCCGAACAUUCCCACUGGCCAGACUCUCAAAUACGCCUCGGCUGCAGCUGCGGCUGCGGCGAGCGACAAGAGUGGUGUUGGUAUUGCUCCUCUUCCGCCCCCGCCAGGUGCUACCACCGCGACUGCCCGACCCAGCUCAACUGCCUCUCCCGCCCCAACACCCUCACAGCCAGUCACCCACCAGCCCUCGCCGGCACAACCGCCGCCGCCUCAACCUGCGAAGCCACAGGAACCUCCGGCGAAGACGCCCUCGCCUGCUCAAGAGCCUGCUCCCCCUGCCCCGGAGCCCAAGGCCAAGAAGAGCUCGAAGCAAGCACAACAACCAUCGCAAGAUUCUGGUGUUGCUCUUACGAAUGGCGAGUCUUCCAGACAACAGAAACUGCCCCAGCCCCAGCAGCAACAGCAACAGCAAGAAGAGGAGGAAGAGCAGGAAGACGUGUCCUACUACCACCUGCCAGCAAGCUUAAGCGAUCUGCUCGAGUCUUUCACUACCACAAAGCAGCGGGCUCUUUCGGCAAAUCCUACAGUCCCCGAGGAUCACCUGCUCUCUUUGUCACGGAGUACUAUGCCUACACCGAUGGAUGCCGAGAAGCCUUAUCACUACAAGCCAGCAUCGCCCUACGCUUACACACCGGCUCACUACCCUCAAGAGCCUCUCCCUGUGUUUGACGACCCGCGACUGUACAGCAGAAUCGAAACGGACACAUUGUUCUACGCCUUCUACUACCGCCAAGGCACUUACCAGCAGUUCCUGGCAGCAAAGGCAUUGAAGAGCCAAAGUUGGCGCUUCCACAAGCAGUACCAAACUUGGUUCCAACGACACGAAGAGCCCAAGAACAUCACCGAGGAGUACGAACAAGGAACAUAUCGCUUCUUCGACUACGAGAGCACAUGGUACGUUAACAUCUGCAUAUCGAUAUCAUUACUCUUCUGA
Aureobasidium musti is the source of this 2019-nucleotide messenger RNA. The record is from the annotation of a GenBank genome assembly. NCBI's taxonomy places the organism in Eukaryota, Fungi, Ascomycota, Dothideomycetes, Dothideales, Saccotheciaceae.